Molecule: messenger RNA, 1301 nt
Organism: Andrographis paniculata
Lineage: Eukaryota; Viridiplantae; Streptophyta; Magnoliopsida; Lamiales; Acanthaceae
Product: NAC transcription factor 32-like
Exons: 3
Coding region: 140-1057 (305 amino acids)
Biological process (GO): regulation of DNA-templated transcription
Molecular function (GO): DNA binding
Source: RefSeq, a predicted model, not a curated record
UUAAGUCUUCCUACCCACUUCCAUAUUUGGGGCAGCAGCAAGAAUUCAAAUAAUUCUUGCUGGCACUAACAGAUAUAUAUAUAUAUAUACAUACAUACAUAUAAAUAUAUAUAUAUAUGUAUAUGAUCGAAAUCGAGCAAUGGAUGAAGACACAAUUCCGGGCAGAUUCCCUCCGGGGGUGAGAUUCCAGCCGUCGGAUGAAGAACUGAUCACGUUCUACCUGCACAGGAAAGUGAAGUGCCUACCACUGCCAGCAAAUGUGAUUAAUGAUAUAGAGCUUUAUAGAUAUGACCCAUGGGAUCUGCCUAGGAGAGCGUUGUUCGGAGAAGAUGAAUGGUACUUUUUUACGCCGAGGGACCGGAAGUACCCCAACGGCGGCAGGCCUAAUCGGACGGCGGCGUCUGGCUACUGGAAAGCUACUGGGACCGAUAAGCCCAUUUACAGCUCGUCGAUGGGACCAACGACGAAAAUUGGAGUGAAGAAAGGGCUUGUUUUCUACCAAGGAAAGGCCCCAACUGGUCUGAAGAAGGAUUGGAUAAUGACUGAGUAUCGGCUCCCUGAUGCUUCCAGGUCCAAACACUCCAAUUCCAAGAGAUUGGACGAUUGGGUAAUAUGUCGAAUCCGACAAAAAGGCAACUUGUCAAAGAAUGGAGAUGAUCAUCAGGACAAACAUGAUGAGAAUCGUAAGGAACUUCUCAUAGAGUGUGAUCUUCCCAACACAAUCAACUUCGAAAUAGCCGAGGAAUUCUUUCCACUCGCAACCGAUAAAGAUAUUCUUACAAACCACUUAUUGUCGAGCGAAUAUCACGCAGUAGCCAAGCUACUCGUCGGAGACACUGCUGCUGCUGCUGCUGCCGCCACCGCAAAAAACUGCAUUCAGACAACAACUCCAACAUUAUCCUAUACUAAUAAUUUGUUCGAGAAUGAGAACAUUAAGAAUAUGUUCGAAGGCAACGACUACUCGAUCAUCAACCCGAUAAAUUAUGCUUAUUGCGGUAAUAACAGCAUGCUCGAAUUUGGCGCGCCAUUGCAUUUGGCGGGAAGCAUUCUGCAGUGAUGGAUAAAUAAAUGGAGUUUGUGUUCAAUAAGAAUGCAUCUUUGUCCUGAAUUUGUAUGUAAUGUUUGUUUUGAAUUUCAUGUAAUAUACACCAUAAAAUAAUUACGGAAUGUACGAUAAUACAAGGUGAAAAUAAAACUAUGUACAAUUUCGAAUACACAAUAAGCACUGUAUUGACCAUUUCUGUUGUAAUAUAAACAAAGAAUGGGAAAGUGGGGUUGAGUUUGCCAUACAAAUAAGGUCA